This is a messenger RNA of Emericellopsis atlantica, 1218 nucleotides long. RefSeq names its product CoA-transferase family III domain-containing protein. Lineage: Eukaryota; Fungi; Ascomycota; Sordariomycetes; Hypocreales; Bionectriaceae. Gene Ontology annotation, molecular function: catalytic activity. The transcript has 2 exons. The coding region runs from base 1 to 1218 and encodes 405 amino acids. The record is from RefSeq and is a predicted model, not a curated record.
AUGGCGUCAGCACCGCCUCUCACGGGCAUCAAGGUCCUCGAGUUCGCCGGCCUCGCGCCUGGCCCCUUUGCGGGCAUGCUCCUUGCCGACGCGGGCGCAUCCGUCCUCCGCAUCGACCGCGCCAUCCCCGACAAGACACACCACCCGUCACACCCUCCACCGCCCACGGGCGACUUGCUCGUGCGGCACAAGACCUCUGUGGCCGUCAAUCUCAAGGAUCCCGCCGGCGUCGCCCUCGUCAAGCGUCUCGCCGCCCAGUCUGACGUCCUCAUCGACCCCUUCCGUCCAGGCGUCCUCGAGAAGCUCGGGCUCGGCCCAGACGUCCUGCUCGCCCUCCAUCCGGGCCUCAUCUACGGUCGCAUGACGGGGUUCCGUCGAGACGGACGGUACAAGGACAUGGCCGGCCACGAUAUCAACUACCUCGCCGUGUCCGGUGCCCUUAACCUCCUCGGUAGAGACGGCGAGAAGCCCCAUCCGCCCUGGAACAUCCUCGCUGACUUCGCCGGUGGCGGCGCCAUGCUCUUCCAAGGCGUCCUCCUCGCCCUCGCCGCGCGUCACGCCUCGGGGCGAGGCCAGGUCGUCGAGGCCAACAUGGUCGACGGCGCGUCGUACCUGGCCACGUUCCCCCGGAUGGCGCUCAAGACACCAUUCGGCGACAAGGGGCGUGGCAGGAACAUGCUCGACGGCGGCUGUCCGUGGUACGACACCUACGAGACCAAGGAUGGCGGGUACAUGUCCGUUGGCGCGCUGGAGCCGCACUUCUUCGCCAUCCUGAUGAAGGGCCUCGGUCUGGACGGGCAGGGGUGGGAAGAGAGCCGAGUCGACGAGAGCCGGUGGCCUGAACUCAAGGCCCUGUAUGAGAAGACGUUUAAGAGCAAGACACGAAAGGAGUGGGAGGACAUCUUUGACGGCACGGAUGCCUGCUGCACGCCUGUCCUGGGCUACCACGAGUUGGAGACGCAGUCGGGGCGCGAGGGCGAUCAGAGACCGGCCGUGACCUUGCGAGGCACGCCUUGCCUGGCGGUGCAUCAGAAGUCUGACCCCAGUGGCGCGCGGGGACAGGGUAAAGGUGUCGAGGGAGGUGGCUACACGGGCUUCGCGCUGGGUGCGGGUGAAGGAGGCGAGGAGACGCUCAAACAAUGGGCUGGAUGGGUGCGCGGACGGGAGUAUGAUGUGGAAAAGGGCGGUCUGGUGCUCAAGGGUAAAGCUCGCCUGUAA